Molecule: messenger RNA, 3618 nt
Organism: Lotus japonicus
Lineage: Eukaryota; Viridiplantae; Streptophyta; Magnoliopsida; Fabales; Fabaceae
Product: pentatricopeptide repeat-containing protein At4g21065
Exons: 1
Coding region: 1334-3196 (620 amino acids)
Biological process (GO): RNA modification
Molecular function (GO): zinc ion binding; RNA binding; protein binding
Source: RefSeq, a predicted model, not a curated record
CUUGAGCUACAAAAAUGAGUAAAAGUUUUGAUCAUAUUGAACAAGAUCGAAUUGGGAUUUGGAUUUCCUAUGGCUAGAGAAAUGAAUUCUGCAAUUAAGCAUUCAAGCAUUAUGAGCCUUCCAAUCCAAUGAAUAUCUGAUAAUUCACAUUUUGAGUUAUUAUUAUUAUUAUUAUUACAAGUUACUCAUAAGAUUAUGGCUAAAACACUUAAUUGUGUGAAUGUGAGAUUUUCUCAAUCAUUGGAAAUCCAAAUCCAUGGAAUUGGUAUAUCAAACACAUAGAUGUUAUUGAGUUUAAAUCUUCAAAAUUUAUAUAAGAAUUAUCUUAGAAUUCUUGGAUACAUAAAACUUGGAUUGCUUGGCCAACAUGGCCCGUGAUCUCCAGCUUGUCAUUCAUCUUUUGGAGUAUCUCCUGCUAGAUGUAGAAAUAUAUUUUUCUUUGAUUUUGCGAGAGCUUCUUUCCUCAAAUCAGUUAUAGCUCAAUAAAUGUUUUUUUAGCCUCCCCCACCCCCCCACAAAAAAAAGGUUAGAUAUAAAAUAUAAAAUAGUUUUAAUAAUAUUUGAAAUAUCAAUAUUCUAAUAUUUUGAUUUUUAUUAAACUUGUAAAAAAACAUUAGAAUUUUUGUUCUUUGUUAAAAAUGAAAAUAAUUUUCAAGGAAAUAAAAAGAACUUAUAUAUUUUCUUUAGUCUUUAUUUCUAUUUUCCUUUUAUGAAAUUUCAAAAGAUAGUUGAACAACUUUCACCAUGAACACUAUGUUAAAUAUAUAAUGUUUACAAUUUAUAAUGGUAAUAUAUACCCCCUAAGUAGCCUUGAUUCAAGAUGAAGUAUGACGUGAUGGUUGCUCACCUCAUCCAUUAAUCAUGAGAUCGAACAUUAUGGGUCCGGAUCCUCUUCAGUGAAUUUUUCUCAAUUUUUCUCCAGUGGACAUUUGUGGCGGCUGGAAACAUUUUGUGGCGGUCCAAAACCGCCACAAAUGUCCACUGGAGAAAACUUGAGAGGAUUUCACUGGAGAUACCCUAGUCUAAAAAAAAGUAGUAUUGACUCUAGUGAAGGAUAACUUGUAAGGCGGCUCCCUCUUCAAUGGAUCAUAUUAGUAUAAAAUGGAUUGGAGCAGCUCAAGUGCUAGCAUUUCAGGUGUUUCAUGGUUUGAUUAUAGUACAGUAGUAGCAAUGAACAUAAACUAGUGAUGAUCAACCAUUAAACAUUAGCAUAGCAGCAAGUGUAGCUUUCUUACAAUAACAUAACCAUGUCUUGGGUACCAUAUAUAAGAUGAGUCUCUAUUUGCAUCCAAAUCUUUGAAUUGUGCUACAACAAAAUUGUCACCUGAGGCAAAUGAACUUGUCCUCAAAGCUAUCCUCAUUGUUGCACAUUCACACACCCAUGUUACAUGUCUCCAGAAACCAUUUUUGUUCCUUCACAUUCACAAGCUUCUUUUCAACCACCCCAGAAAAUCCAUUACCACACGUUCUCACAAAAUGCAUUUCUCUCUUGCAAUACUGCGCCUCUUCCAAACACAAACUGAAGCAAAUCCAUGCAUUUUCCAUAAGGCAUGGUGUCCCCCUCCACAACCCUGACAUGGGCAAGCACCUUAUCUUCACAAUCGUCUCCCUCUCUGCACCCAUGUCCUAUGCUCACCUUGUUUUCACCAUGAUACGUAACCCCAAUGUGUUCACCUGGAACACCAUGAUCAGAGGCUAUGCUGAAAGCCAAGACCCGAAACCUGCACUUCAUUUCUACCGCCAAAUGACAAUGUCUUGUGUUGAACCUGACACUCACACUUACCCUUUUCUUCUCAAGGCUGUUUCCAAGUCAUUGAAUGUUAGAGAAGGUGAAGCGUUGCAUUCUGUGACGAUCAAAAAUGGGUUUGAGUCUUUGGUGUUUGUUCGUAACAGUUUGCUUCAUAUCUAUGCUGCUUGUGGUGACACUGAAAGUGCACACAAGGUGUUUGAGUCAAUGACCGACCGAGAUCUCGUGGCUUGGAAUUCGGUUAUUAAUGGGUUUGCUCUCAAUGGCAGGCCUAAUGAAGCUUUGACCCUUUUCAGGGAAAUGAGUGCCAACGGUGUGGAGCCGGAUGGGUUCACUGUGGUUAGCUUGUUAUCUGCGUGUGCUGAGCUUGGAGCUUUGGAAUUAGGACGACGGGUCCAUGUGUAUUUGCUGAAGGCUGGCUUGAGAGAGAAUUUGCAUGUUGUUAAUGCACUGUUGGACCUUUAUGCGAAAUGUGGGAGCAUCAGGGAGGCUCAGCAAGUAUUUGGCGAGAUGGAAGAGAGGAACGUGGUUUCUUGGACUACUUUGAUUGUUGGCUUGGCUGUUAAUGGGUUUGGUGAGGAAGCACUUGAGCUUUUCAAAGAGAUGGAAGAACAGAAGCUAGCGCCUGGUGAGAUCACUUUUGUUGGUGUCUUGUAUGCUUGCAGCCACUGUGGGAUGUUGGAUGAAGGUUUCGAUUACUUUAGAAGGAUGAAAGAGGAAUACGGUAUCGCGCCGAGGAUAGAACAUUAUGGUUGUAUGGUGGAUCUUUUGAGUAGGGCAGGUUUAGUGAAACAAGCAUAUGAAUAUAUACAGAACAUGCCAGUGCAGCCAAAUGCAGUUAUUUGGAGGACCUUAUUAGGGGCAUGUACAAUACAUGGACAUUUGAGUCUGGGAGAGAUAGCAAGAUCUCACCUACUGAAGCUAGAACCUAAACAUAGUGGGGAUUAUGUUCUUCUCUCUAAUCUUUAUGCCUCGGAGCGGCGUUGGACAGAUGUACAAACAAUUAGGAAGUCGAUGCUGCAGGAUGGCGUUAAGAAAACCCCUGGCUAUAGUCUUGUUGAGUUGGGCAACCGUGUUUAUGAAUUUACCAUGGGUGAUAGAUCUCAUCCUCAAAGUCAGGAUGUAUAUGCACUGCUAGAGAAGAUUACAGAAUUGUUGAAGUUAGAAGGCUAUGUGCCUCGUACAGAAAAUGUGCUUGCGGACAUAGAGGAAGAGGAGAAAGAACAAGCUUUGUCUUAUCACAGUGAAAAAGUUGCAAUAGCUUUCAUGCUCUUAAAUACAGCACCAGGGACCCCAAUCAGAGUCAUGAAGAAUUUAAGAGUUUGUGCAGAUUGUCAUAUGGCUAUCAAACUCAUAUCAAAAGUUUAUGAUAGAGAGAUUGUUAUCAGGGAUCGAAGUCGGUUUCACCAUUUUAGAGGUGGUAAAUGUUCCUGUAAAGAUUACUGGUAACAUGUAUAAGGAUUUGAUAAUGGCAUCUUGAGAGAGUAAAGGGCUGAAAACAGCUGUCUUCUUUACAGUUUAUUUAUUUUUAAUAGAAACAUAAUAUGUUAGCUGAAAAUUUUAACAAUUAAGCAAAUAAUUUUAAAGAGGGGGAAUUUUUUUGAUUAAGUUUAUGUUUUGACUUGAGGAGACAUGGAACUUUUAAACAGAGGCAAUGAAACACAUGACCGAAGGCCUUACAUACUUGCUGUUAUUCUGUGGAAUGCAGGACUCCUGUGGACAGAGCUAGGAUUCAUCUCAUUUGAUAUACUUGUACAGUAUAUCUCUCAAGUUUCUCUGCUUUAUUCUUCUUAAAUUUUCUAUUAUUUUGCUUGUCAGGUUGAGCUGUGCUUGAAAUAAAAGCACCAUAAUUUUGUCAAAGUAAAUAUGUA